Messenger RNA from Lycium ferocissimum, 1098 nucleotides. RefSeq lists its product as uncharacterized. NCBI's taxonomy places the organism in Eukaryota, Viridiplantae, Streptophyta, Magnoliopsida, Solanales, Solanaceae. Bases 1 to 1098 code for a protein of 365 amino acids. The record is from RefSeq and is a predicted model, not a curated record. The transcript is spliced from 3 exons.
AUGGAGGGAAUUGAAUUCCAUCAUGAUGGUGAAAGCAGUUCCAGUUCAAUAAAUAGGGGUCGAGAGAUUCAAUCUUCAUACAUGGGAAAUAUUAUUGAACAGAUUGAUAUGGCUUCAAGUGAACAUCUAUCAUCUCGUAUGCCCGGUGACAAUUGUUCAUGGUGUUUAAAGGCCUCAAGUCUAAAUGAGUCAAGGCUUUUCAAGAUUAGGAAUUUCUGUGAUGUGCACACAUGCUUGUUAAAGGAUAGAAUUUAUGAACAACGUCAAGCAACUUCCAAUGUCGUCAGCAUUAUUAUAAUGGAUAAGUAUGAAGAUCCAAAAACAAUAUACACACCCAAGGAUAUAUCUAGGGACAUGAGGAAACAACAUGGUGUAACAUUGACCUACAUGCAAGCUUAUAGAGCGAAGCAAAAGGCAAUGAUUAUGUUGCGAGGGGAUCCGACCGACUCGUACAGUAAACUUCCAGCCUACUUAUACAUUUUACAGAAGACAUAUCCGGGAUCGGUUGUAAGAUUGGAAAAAACAGAGGAAGACCGUUUCUUGUAUACCUUUGUAGCACUGGAAGCUUGUAUUAGAGGAUGGGAGUAUUGCAGACCUAUAGUGGUGGUUGACGGAACCCAUCUUAAAUCAACUUACAAGGGGACUAUGCUAAUUGCUUGUACAUUGGAUCCAGGAGGUAGUAUACUGCCGCUUGCAUAUGGUAUAGUUGAUUCCGAAAAUGAUUCAUCUUGGACAUGGUUCUUUGAGCGGUUCAGGGAAGCUUUUGGUGAGAGGGAGAACAUGUGCUUUGUGUCGGACAGGCAUGAAAGUAUAUGGAAUGCGAGUGCAAAGCAGUUGUACCCUGGGCUGCCUCAUUAUGCCUGUAUUUGGCAUUUGUGGAACAAUUUAAUUAAGCAAUGCCACAGAAACAAAGAGCAGAUGAGGAAAUUAUACUAUGCAAUGGCUAAGGCAUACACCCUCCAAGAGUUUAAUGAAUGCAUGGGAAGGGUGACCAAAAUAGAUAGGAAGCUGAGGAGAUACUUGUUUGAGAUUGGUUAUCAUAAAUGGACACGGAUACAUGCAACAGUAAAAGAACAUGGACACGGACUUCAAACAUAG